GGCGGCGGCGGCGGCGGCGUCUCGGUGUGGGAGGGAAACUUGUGCGGUGCGUGGGCCGCCACCCGCGUGCUUGUGGCGUGUCUUUGUGGCGCUGCCUGCCUUUGUGUUGCUGCCAGCCUGCCCUGCAACAGGCCGCGGCCUGCCCCGCCCGCCGCCCCCAGGGGCCCGGCCACCUCCUGCGAGCCGGCCUACGUGCCUGGGGUCCCGGCGGGGCAGCGGGUGUGGGCAACCAUGGCCCCGCCGCGACCAUCCUGCGUCUGCUCUGCCACUCUCGUAACUCAUCGCGGCGGCCGCCAGCCCCGGCAGGUGGCAGCACCCUCCGCCCCGGUAUCCUUGCGCGACACUUGGGCCCCCGGGUCACCACGGCCCGGCCCUCUGCCCGACACACUGCCCCCUGCCCCUGCCGCCUCGCCCAGGGCCGCACUGUGCUGCUGCAGGAGGCAGGGGGCGCUAGGCAGGGCCGGGGCCGGGAAGGCAGGGGCGGCAGGGGCGGCGUGGUGGGCGGCACUAGUUGGCUUGGCGGAGUGAGGGGCAGGGGGCGCCGCGGCGCCAGCUGGGGAGUAGUAUGGUGCCGCCCGCCGCGCUGGACACGUCGUGAGGAUGCGUGUGCGUGCAGGAGGCCGCUCUCUCUCCCGCCCGCUGCUGCCUCACCCUAACUAACCGUGGCGCUGCCCAGGGCGUGACACUCGCCACACACCGCCCACUCCUCGCUCUGUGUGCACCGCCCACGCCGCCCUCUGGCUCCCCCCACCCUGUGGCUACUGUCUGCCUGCUGCUGCUGCCGCCGCCUGCCUGCUGCUGCUGCUGCUGCUGCUGCUGCUGCUGCUGCUGCUGCUGCCGCUGCGCCGCCCCGACAUGACCAGCCGCACACAGUCGGCACGCCCGCCCGCCGCCAUGGUGCACGGCGGCGGCGGCAAGAGCAAGGGCGGCGCCGGGGCGGGCGGCGGGGGCCAGCGCCCCCCGUCAGCCACGUCAGGCGUGCACGACCAGCGCGCCAAGACCAUCCUGAAGGAGGCCGUGGACGCCGUGGUGAACAGCUUCGCCAAGCACACGCAGGGAUACGGCAGAGUGAACGUUGUGGAAGCAUUACAAGAGUUCUGGCAGAUGAAGGCGCAGAGAGGGGCAGAGCUGAAAAAUGGCGCGCUGGUCAUUUACGAGUCGGUGCCGUCCUCCUCUCCCCCCUAUGUGUGCUAUGUCACCCUCCCAGGGGGCUCCUGCUUCGGGUCUUUCCAGAACUGCCCCACGAAGGCUGAGGCUCGUCGUAGCGCCGCCAAGAUAGCCCUGAUGAACAGCGUCUUUAAUGAACACCCUUCUCGUCGGAUUUCAGACGAGUUUAUUGAAAAGGCUGUUGCGGAUGCCAGGGCUCAGUUCAAGGGUGACCCGGACGAGGCAGACAGCCCCAGCACAGGUAUUGGUGCAUUCCGCUUCAUGCUGGAGACCAACAAGGGCCGUACCAUGCUAGAAUUUCAAGAACUGAUGACUGUAUUCCAACUGCUUCACUGGAACGGCUCGCUGAAGGCAAUGAGAGAAAGACAGUGUUCCAGGCAGGAAGUUGUGGCCCAUUACUCUCACAGGGCCCUGGAUGAUGACAUGAGGUCACAGAUGGCCCUUGACUGGAUUGCAAGGGAGCAGGAGAACCCAGGGGUCAUCUCUAGAGAGCUGGGUCAGAGUGAGAGGGAACUAGAGGCUGCUAGGCUGGCUGGAAGAGAAUUGCGUUUUCCGAAAGAGAAGAAAGAUAUUAUGAUGUUAGCAUGCUCUCAGCUUUCCCCCUCCCCUCUUGAUCCAUAAAUAAGGGUUGAUUGGGUGCUCCUCCCCUCUCUCUGACCCCCUCUGAUCCCCUGUCCCCUCCCUGUGCCCCUCUUUGUUGCCCUAUCUCCCUCUAAUUCGGUUUUUCUAGUGGUUCUUUUGAUGUUUUGAGCGUUUCUUUCAGUUUUGUUGAGUUUCCCCUAUUUUGUGUCUCGUUUUCUUUGGUUUUCUUUUGGUUUUCUUUGGUUUUGUCUCGUUUUUUUUUUCUUUUUCUCGUUUUGUUAUUUUUCUUUUUUUGUUUUCGUUUUGUUUUCUUUGUUUUUCCCUCGUUUUCUUUGCUCUCUUUAUUCCGAUAUGUGUAUUUUCCUUUUUUUCUAUUUUCCCUUCUCUUCAAAUCCAGUGUUUUUUUUUUAAUUUUUCUUUUUUUUUCGUUUCUUUUCUCCUGUUUUCAUUCCAGUAUGUUAUUCUUUCCUAUUUCCUUCGUUUUUUUCGUGAUUUUUCCCAUUUUCUCUUGACCCUGCCCCCCCCAUCCCCCUUCAUAUCCCCCCCCAGAGCUGCUUGCUUUCAAAUCUCGGCAAAAUCAAACAAUUUAAUGUAGAUGCGUUGUGUUGGUAUUAUUUUGUUGUUAUUAAUGCUAUUAUUAUUAUUAUUUUCAUCUAUAUUGCUCCAUUUUUUUGUUAUAUUUGUGUAUGUUUAAGCAAGGUGUAUGUUAGUGCGUGAGUUUGUACGUGUGCCUGCGUGCGUGUGUGUAUGAGCGUCCUUUCCUUGAGUGUAUAUAAUGUAUAUAAUCGUCCCAAAGAAUCUAUGUAAUUUUAGGUAAUCGGUAAGGCUUUGUGGGGCAAGAUUUAUUGAGUUACCCCACGGUAAAUAUACCACCACCAUCACCACCGCCACCACCACCGCCACCGCCACCAGCAGGGAGCGUUUUCUGUCUUAACCCCCUCACCCGAUGUACUGGUACCCUGAUAUAAGUGCCCUAGGGGAGUUUUAAGGGUAUAUAUGUGUGUGUGUGUAUGUAUGUGUGUGUGUGUGUGUGCUUUCUUGUUUUCGUUUUUCAUCGUUUUCUUCGUUUUUUUAUUUAUUUAUUUUUUUUGUUUGUUUAAGUUUCUGCUGUUGUCUCGUCGUUUUCUGUUUUUGUUUUUUUUUUCGUUUUCUUUGUUUUCUUCGUUUUGCUUUUUUUAUUCGUUUUCUUUGUUCUUUUGACUUGUUUUCUUUGUUUUUGUUCCUUGUUUGGUUCCCGUUUUCUUUGUUUUCAAUCAUUUUAUCUUAUUUUCGUUUUUUUUUCUUUAUUUCUCAUUUUAUUUGUUUUUUUCUUUUGUUUUCUCGUUUUCUUUUAUCUUGAUUUCUUUUUUUGUCUUGUUUUUUGUACGUUUUAUCUUAUUUUCUUUGUUUUCUUUCCCAUUUUCUUUGUAAUUUUCCGUAUUUUCUUUCAUUUUCUUCGUGUUAAUUGUUUUCUUUGUUCUUUUGUCUUCAUUGUUUUCCGUUUUCUUUGAUUUAAUCUCAUUUCUUUGUCUCCUUUGUAUUUUCCCUCUCGUUUGUCAGAUUUUCCCUUUUAUUUCACCAGUUUUCGUUUAAUUUUCCCAAUAGUCCGUGUGUUUGCGUGCGUGUGUGUGUGUGUGUGUGUACGUUUUUUUUUUUUUUUUUUGUUUAUAUAUGAUUCAUUGUUUACGUAACGAUCAAUUCUGGAAAAGGGAAACUGUUUACUUCGAUUUUGCUUUCGUUUGUUACACUAGGCUAUAGUUUCCCCCAAAAUGGCCCGUGUUUUUUUGUUUACCAUCAACUAAUGUGAAGGAAAAGCGAACUGAAAAAGUGGCCUCAAUUUUUUAUAAACUUUUUCAUGCGUUUCCCCUAAAAAAAUUAACUAAUCUCGUUUUCUAACCAGUACAGUGAAUAAGGCAGUAUAUCCCCUUAACCCCGUCACUGCAAGACGAACAGAAAACGGAGCCUUUAACCAUCCAUGAGAGAGAACGGGGCUAAAAAAAAUAAGAUUUCGUAAUAUUUCGCUGUAGAAAAAUUAAAACCAUUUGAAAGUGAUAGAAGAAAAAAAAAAUAAUAGAAAAAAAUAAUUACCAGACGGACAGGGCAUGGAUAGAGAGCGUCAGUUUUUAUCCCGCCACCUCUACGCAUCUCACACAGACAGCUCAAAGCAAGUGUGCUGGGGGUGGUGCUGGGCGCCGGGCCAAGGUGGUGGAGGGGGUAGAGGUGCUGUCAUAAGCUUCAUUUAGGAGUGCAGGCCUACAUUAUAUUGGGCCAGGUUUUUUAUUUUGUGUUUUGUAAGAUCUCAUGCCCCUUAACAAUUGGGAUUGCUUUUUAUUUUGUCUGUGUGUGCGUUUGUGUGUUUAUUUUUGUGCUAGGUGCCUUGGGGGAGUUCGUUUAUUUUGGUUCUUAAUGUUUUCCCUGUUUCUCUUUGUGUAUGUGUUUGUUGGUUACCGAGAGGACUGAAAAAGGACGUUUAUCUCUUAAGCAAACGAAUAUACUCAAAUUUUUAACGCCAUUUAGCGACUAAGUGCGUUUAAAGAUGCUACAAACCGAGUCCCGCUAUAAAAUCUUCUUCAGUUUCCCUUAAAAUGUGAAGAAAAUGGUGUUAACUUGGUGUGUAUGUUGGAGGUCUUUCAAGGGACACUCAUCUAUACAAACAUAAUAUUAAUGGCGUUUCUUGGGUACUCGUGUGUGAUUUGAUUUUAACGCGCCCGCCAAAAAUUUUAAGCUCGUAUCCCUUAAGAUGGUAACUGUGCUUGUGUUUGUGGUUUUGUGAAGGAUAUUCGUCUCCGGAAGGAAAAAAAAUAAAAAAGGAAGGGUUGCCAGAUUUAAUGAUAAAGAAAACGAGAGCUGUUAUAAUUAUGUUGCAAAAGGAGAAACAUUUUUAUUGCGCGAAGAUAAAAAUUUUGACUCCUAACUAAAAAAAAAAAAAUGUGCUUUUAUGAUCUUAAAAGUGAAAAAAAAAAAAAUAAUAAUAAUGAACUUUAGUGUGUAUGAAGACGCUGCAACGUUGCCACAUUUCCAACAACUUUAAUUCUCCACACAAACCGCUCCUUCGCAGCAAAGCCUUACCAAACACACCAUUAAAAGCACACAGGCCAGGAGCUCCAAGCGGCUGCCCUGGUGCAAGGCCCAGCAGUCGCCAUCUUGUGCGCUAAAACUUUGGAAAUUGAGAGAUUAUAAAAAUGGCAUUGAACAGAAAAUGGGAAC
Messenger RNA from Scylla paramamosain (green mud crab), 4935 nucleotides. It is a transcript of the gene lft, whose product is annotated as protein limb expression 1 homolog. The record is from RefSeq and is a predicted model, not a curated record. Gene Ontology annotation, cellular component: cytoplasm. The transcript is spliced from 4 exons. Bases 856 to 1788 code for a protein of 310 amino acids. Gene Ontology annotation, biological process: autophagosome maturation. NCBI's taxonomy places the organism in Eukaryota, Metazoa, Arthropoda, Malacostraca, Decapoda, Portunidae.